AUGUUGUCAUUCAUUCUACUCUCCUCGACAUUACUAGUGGACUCUGCAUGGGCUGCAAUCACCGAUCUGAAUUGUACCCAUAUUGUAGCAAAUACUCCGAAGUACGCUCCAUCGGCAGUGAACUGCCAGAACAAGCUAUCGGACGCCAGCUGCACCCUGCUCUACACAGCUGCAGUGAAAGUUGAUACCGAUACGGACCGAGAUCCAAAAUGCGGGGUACUCGCAGGACCACCUCCAUCUACUAUUCCUGAACUUGUUCGAACGGCGAUUGAUCUCUGUCCCCAGUUCUGUGGCUCGUCGCGCACACCCGCCUUCGCGUGCCAAGAUAAGCAGCCUGUGCACGCUGGAAGCAAAAUGGAUUCUGCAAUAGCACAUUCUACUCGCCGACAUAUAUAA
Messenger RNA from Cooperia oncophora, 396 nucleotides. NCBI's taxonomy places the organism in Eukaryota, Metazoa, Nematoda, Chromadorea, Rhabditida, Trichostrongylidae. The record is from the annotation of a GenBank genome assembly.